AUGUGGGCCGAUAAACCGCGUAGACUAGUUGCUGAUUAUGGUCGCAUUUUUGUGCCAGUAUCACUAAUGCAUUACCAAAUCAUCGUACACUUGAUGGUUGACCACCAAACAUUGCAAACUUGCAAAGUGCUAUACCUGUUUCAGCGUCGAAUCCUGCCAAAGCCCCUGCGAGGUUCAAAGAAAGUCCCAAUGAAGCAGAAGAGGCCACGCUCUCGUACUCUUACUGCUGUUCAUGAGGCAUGGCUCGACGAGAUGGUGUUUCCAGCUGAGGUUGUUGGCAAACGCACUCGAGUCAAGCUCGAUGGAAAGAAGCUUUUGAAGGUAUACGCUCUUUUUUCUCCUUCAUUCUGA
Messenger RNA from Strongylus vulgaris, 351 nucleotides. NCBI's taxonomy places the organism in Eukaryota, Metazoa, Nematoda, Chromadorea, Rhabditida, Strongylidae. The record is from the annotation of a GenBank genome assembly.